AUGGAGGCCGGCAUGAACCUCCUGCACGACACGGGCAUCCAGGCGACACAGUGGCUGCAGGAGCACUUCCAUGGCUCCCAGGACUGGUUCCUCUUCAUCUCCUUCGCCGCCGACCUCAGGAACGCUUUCUUCGUCCUCUUCCCUAUCUGGUUCCACUUCAGCGAGUCAGUGGGCAUCAGGCUCAUCUGGGUGGCCGUGAUCGGUGACUGGCUCAACCUCGUCUUCAAGUGGAUCCUCUUUGGGGAGAGACCAUACUGGUGGGUCCACGAGACGGACUAUUACAGCAACACCUCCGCCCCAGAGAUCCAGCAGUUCCCACUCACCUGCGAGACUGGCCCCGGGAGCCCCUCCGGCCACGCCAUGGGUGCAGCAGGCGUGUACUACGUCAUGGUGACGGCCCUCCUCUCCACUGCCAUGGGGAAGAAGCAGCUGAGGACGCUCAAAUACUGGGUGCUGUGGACGGUGCUUUGGACCGGGUUCUGGGCAGUACAGGUCUGCGUCUGCCUGUCACGAGUCUUCAUUGCCGCCCACUUCCCCCAUCAGGUCAUCGCGGGGGUCAUCUCAGGGAUGGCUGUGGCCAAGACCUUCCAGCACGUCCACUGCAUCUACCAUGCCAGCCUCCGCCGGUACCUGGGCAUCACCUUCUUCCUCUUCAGCUUCGCCCUGGGCUUCUACCUGCUGCUGCGGGUGCUUGGCGUGGACCUGCUCUGGACGCUGGAGAGGGCGCAGAGGUGGUGCGCCCACCCCGAGUGGGUCCACAUCGACACCACCCCCUUUGCCAGCCUCCUCCGUAACCUGGGCAUCCUCUUCGGGCUGGGGCUGGCCCUCAACUCCCACAUGUACCUGGAGAGCUGCCGGGGGAAGCAGGGCCGGCAGCUGCCCUUCCGCUUGGGCUGCGUUGCCACCUCCCUCCUCGUCCUACACCUCUUCGAUGCCUUCAAGCCGCCCUCCCACAUGCAGCUGCUUUUCUACGUCCUCUCCUUCUGCAAGAGUGCAGCCGUGCCGCUGGCCACCGUCGGCCUUGUCCCCUACUGCGUCUCCCAGCUCCUGGCCACGCAGAAGAAAGCUGUCUAG
Messenger RNA from Gymnogyps californianus (California condor), 1074 nucleotides. It is a transcript of the gene G6PC1, whose product is annotated as glucose-6-phosphatase catalytic subunit 1. Gene Ontology annotation, molecular function: glucose-6-phosphatase activity. Gene Ontology annotation, cellular component: membrane. The record is from RefSeq and is a predicted model, not a curated record. The coding region runs from base 1 to 1074 and encodes 357 amino acids. Gene Ontology annotation, biological process: gluconeogenesis; glucose 6-phosphate metabolic process. Lineage: Eukaryota; Metazoa; Chordata; Aves; Accipitriformes; Cathartidae. The transcript has 5 exons.